This is a messenger RNA of Diceros bicornis minor, 2106 nucleotides long. It is a transcript of the gene TBCEL, whose product is annotated as tubulin folding cofactor E like. Lineage: Eukaryota; Metazoa; Chordata; Mammalia; Perissodactyla; Rhinocerotidae. Gene Ontology annotation, biological process: protein folding. The transcript has 9 exons. The record is from RefSeq and is a predicted model, not a curated record. The coding region runs from base 283 to 1557 and encodes 424 amino acids. Gene Ontology annotation, molecular function: alpha-tubulin binding.
GGGCUCCGGCGGCCAGAGUGGGGGCCGAGGUGAAGCGGAGCCGGUCCGGGGCCGGCCGGGACCAGGCCGGAGGCUGCGCGGCGGCGACGGCAGUGGCCGGGAGGGGGGAGGCGAGGCGCAGCCCGAGGAGCCGCCGCAGCAGCUCCCCCGCCUCCCGGGCCGAGGGAAUGCCUAAUUUAAUAGGGAUAUAGACAUCUGGUUUCCUGACAGUGAGAAGCUAUGGAAGUCAAGAAAGCAGUGCUUAGAAAUAUUUUCACACAAAAAGAAUUUUAGGAAAGGAAGAUGGAUCAACCUAGUGGAAGGAGUUUUAUGCAAGUAUUAUGUGAAAAGUAUAGUCCUGAAAACUUUCCUUACCGCCGUGGUCCUGGGAUGGGAGUCCAUGUCCCAGCCACACCUCAGGGCUCUCCUAUGAAAGAUCGCCUCAACCUCCCAAGUGUACUGGUGUUGAACAGCUGUGGAAUAACCUGUGCAGGAGAUGAAAAAGAAAUUGCUGCUUUCUGUGCUCAUGUGUCGGAACUAGAUCUUUCUGACAACAAACUGGAAGACUGGCAUGAGGUCAGUAAAAUUGUGUCAAAUGUUCCCCAGUUGGAGUUUCUAAACCUGAGUUCCAAUCCUCUGAAUUUAUCGGUUUUAGAAAGAACGUGUGCUGGGUCCUUCUCUGGGGUUCGCAAACUUGUCCUCAACAACAGCAAAGCUUCUUGGGAGACAGUCCACACGAUACUGCAGGAGUUACCAGAUUUGGAGGAGCUCUUCCUGUGCCUUAAUGACUAUAAAACAGUGUCUUGUCCUUCUAUUUGCUGUCAUUCUCUUAAGCUACUACAUAUAACAGACAAUAACCUCCAAGACUGGACUGAAAUACGAAAAUUAGGAGUUAUGUUUCCUGCACUGGAUACCCUCGUCCUGGCCAACAAUCAUUUGAAUGCUAUUGAGGAGCCUGAUGAUUCAUUGGCCAGGUUGUUUCCUAAUCUGCGAUCCAUCAGCCUCCACAAGUCAGGUUUGCAGUCCUGGGAAGACAUUGACAAACUAAAUUCAUUCCCCAAACUGGAGGAAGUGAGAUUAUUAGGAAUACCUCUUCUGCAGCCAUAUACCACCGAGGAACGAAGGAAAUUGGUAGUAGCCAGAUUGCCAUCGGUUUCCAAACUUAAUGGCAGCGUUGUUACAGAUGGCGAGCGAGAAGAUUCUGAGAGAUUUUUUAUUCGUUACUAUGUGGAUGUUCCACAGGAAGAAGUGCCAUUCAGGUAUCAUGAACUGAUCACAAAAUAUGGGAAACUGGAGCCUUUGGCAGAAGUGGACCUAAGACCCCAGAGCAGUGCAAAAGUAGAAGUCCACUUUAACGAUCAGGUGGAAGAAAUGAGCAUUCGUCUGGACCAAACUGUUGCAGAACUAAAGAAACAAUUAAAAACUCUAGUGCAAUUACCCACAAGCAACAUGCUUCUCUACUAUUUUGACCACGAAGCGCCCUUUGGCCCAGAGGAAAUGAAGUACAGCUCUCGGGCGUUGCAUUCUUUUGGCAUUAGGGAUGGAGAUAAGAUUUAUGUGGAAUCCAAGACAAAAUAACCUCUACCAGCCUUGUAAAAACACACACAUAAAGACUUCUUGCAGGGCAUUUGUUUCCAAUGUGGUUUUCUUUAGGAGGGAGAAGGUUGUUUUUGUUUUGUUUUGUUUUAUUUAGGUUUCGGGAGGGAUUUGUAUAUUUUUCCCCCUAGAAUGGGUAGGGGGCUGUUUUUGGUAUUUUCUACCACAGAUUUCUUCGGCUCAGCCAGCAGAAUUGGCCACAUCUGCAGUCCGUGUGCCCUCCCUCAUGAAUGAUGACUAAGAAAUCACCGACUUCUUACUGUGUUCACCGGGAUUUGUCUACCACUUGGUUAUCAUUACCAUUUAGGGUACUUGUGAAGAUAGCACGAACAGCAUAUUCCCCUCAGAAGGGUAUCUUAGAGAGUUUAAAUCAGAAAACAAGGAACUUUACAGGAAGGGCCAGCACUUCUCUCUCCCAGUUCCUCCCUCUCCCUCCUUGCCUUUUUUGGUUCAGUUUUUCAGUUUGAUUUGUGUCAGCACAUGUUUACCUAAUUGUUUUAUUCUGUCCAUAAUUAACUUCUUAUUUCUCAA